UAGUAAAUGUCGUAUCACCAAAACUUCCAUCCCUAGGAAAUGCAAACGCAAAUAAACAAUUGGCGCGCUUUGUGUAUACGUCUGUGAAGAAAUUAAUAUUUUUUAAAAAUGACGACCCGGUUGAAGACUAAUUAUAAAAACUUAUCCAAUAAAUUUGUGAUUAAACCCUUCGACUAUCAAAAACAAUAUUCACAUCUGUAUGCACACCGUCUAGCAGAAAUGACAGCGCUACUAUCUGCUCGUGCAAUGGAGAAAUGGGGAGCAGACAACACUGUUAAGAAAUUAUGCGAUUUACGUGAAGAACAGGAUGAAACUUGUAUUGUUAUUGGAACUAUAUAUAAGCACCAAGCGCACAAGCCAAGUAUAUUACGCGAAAUUUCUGAAGAAAAUCAAUUAGCACCUCAACCACCCCGUGAAUAUUACGCUGAUCCAGAUGACAAAUUAAUAUUAGAAGAUGAGUUGCAACGGGUAAAAUUAGUGGGUAAAAUAGAUACACGCAUAAUGGCUACUGGUGUUGUAUGUGCUGUGUUGGGUAACAUAGAAGAAGACGGAUGCUUUAAUGUCGAGGAUUUAUUGUACUACGAGAGUGGACCACAAAAACCUUUACCAAAAUUGUCACAAUCUAAAAUCAUAGUAAUAAUUUCAGGUUUAGGUCAAAUUAAUAAUCAGAAUUUUUCAGAUGCCUUAAAUAUAUUCCAGCAUUGGUUAGUUGGCAAUAUAAAUUGCAAUGAGAAAAAUAAGCAAGUGGUGCGUGUAAUAAUAGCUGGAAAUUCAGUACGUACAAAUGCUGAACCCCGUUUACCAUCACUCCAAACGCGUCCAACGGAUUGCGUGAACAUUGUGGACGCUGUCUGUGAAUUAGACAAAUGGUUUGCAUCUUGGUCGCAAAGCAUUCCAGUUGACGUUAUGCCUGGAGCUCAUGAUCCAGCUAAUUUCAUGCUACCACAGCAGCCAUUUCAUACUUGCAUGUUCCCACUUGCAACAAAAAAUUCCACAUUUCGUAGCGUACCGAAUCCUUAUGCUUGCUCUGUUGAUGAUGCAUUAAUAGUAGGAACAUCUGGUCAAAAUAUUCAAGAUUUAUUACGUUCAACGAUGUUAGAGAAACCUAUAGAAGCGUUGCGAUCAACACUUAUGUGGAGUCAUAUUGCACCAACAGCGCCAGAUACAUUAGCUUGCUAUCCAUAUAUUGACAGCGAGCCUUUUAUCCUUAAAGAAUGUCCACAUAUUUACUUUGCUGGCAACUGUAAUGAAUUCAAAACGGAAAUGCACGAAGGAUCCAGUGGACAAAAAACUCGUUUAAUAUGUGUACCAAAAUUUUCACAAACGAAAAGCAUAGCGGUUGUUGAUAUAGAAACACUCGAUUGUCAUCAAAUAUGUUUUAAUGUAAAAGAGGAUUGAAAGUCUAAUUGAAACUUUUUUAUUAUUAAACUAUUUUUACAUAGUUAAGAAAAAUUAAAUAAUAAAGAACAUAC
Teleopsis dalmanni is the source of this 1472-nucleotide messenger RNA. It is a transcript of the gene PolD2, whose product is annotated as DNA polymerase delta subunit 2. Lineage: Eukaryota; Metazoa; Arthropoda; Insecta; Diptera; Diopsidae. Gene Ontology annotation, molecular function: DNA binding. Gene Ontology annotation, biological process: DNA replication; DNA strand elongation involved in DNA replication. Gene Ontology annotation, cellular component: delta DNA polymerase complex. The coding region runs from base 109 to 1398 and encodes 429 amino acids. The record is from RefSeq and is a predicted model, not a curated record. The transcript has a single exon.